UGACGCUCCUGAGUGUCUGUGUUAUGAGACGUAUUUUGUAAGGUGUCUCCGCUCAACAUUUGUUUGCCCAGCAGGCGGGUUACACAAGCUUGUUCACUGGCUACGAGGCGACGACACCACGACUCCAACUCUGCUCAUUUAAAAAAGGAAAAACCGCUGGUGUCUCGUGAGCGUGCACGAGCUGACACACUAUGUUUCCCGCUAGCAGAUAUACAAGUAAAGCCCACAGGUGCAUCAGGGCACUGAAGACUGUACAGACAGAUCAUGCUGCCCCUCAGAUGUACACAGCAUUAAACAGGCGGACGUGCUCCUCAGUGUCAACAACCCGCAUCACUACACACUACACUAUCCAUCCUAGAGACAAAGACUCAAGAUGGGAAGGGGUCGAAAUGGAGAGGUUUGCAGACGAGGCCGAUGUGGUGAUAGUAGGCGGGGGCCCUGCUGGUCUUUCAGCAGCCAUCCGUCUGAAACAGCUAGCUAACGAACACGAGAAGGAGCUGCGAGUGUGCCUUGUGGAGAAGGCGUCUCAGAUUGGAGCACACACCCUGUCAGGUGCCUGUCUGGAGCCCACCGCCCUCAACGAACUCUUUCCUGAUUGGAAGGAACGAGGGGCACCCCUGAACACUCCAGUGACAGAAGAUGUGUUCAGCAUUUUAACGAAGAAACACAGAAUCCCCAUCCCCAUUCUGCCAGGUCUGCCCAUGGUGAAUCAUGGUAACUACAUAGUGAGGCUGGGGAACUUUGUGCGUUGGCUGGGGGAGCAGGCCGAGGAGCUCGGAGUGGAGCUGUACCCAGGAUACGCUGCAGCUGAGGUUUUGUUUCACGAAGACGGAAGUGUAAAAGGAAUCGCCACCAACGACGUAGGCAUCGCCAAAGACGGCUCACCGAAGGAUGUUUUUGAGAGAGGAAUGGAGCUCCAUGCUAAAGUCACGUUGUUUGGAGAAGGCUGUCACGGACACUUGGCCAAGCAGCUUUACAAGCAAUUCAACCUGCGUGAGAACUGUGAACCUCAGACGUACGCCAUCGGCCUGAAGGAGGUGUGGACGAUUGAUGAGAAGAAGUGGAGGCCGGGCAGAGUGGAGCAUUCAGUGGGCUGGCCCCUGGACAGAAACACAUAUGGAGGAUCCUUUUUGUAUCACCUGAAUGAGGGAGAGCCACUGGUGGCGCUGGGCUUUGUGGUUGGUCUGGACUACACCAACCCUUACCUGAGCCCCUUCAGGGAGUUUCAGCGCUGGAAGCAUCAUCCCUCUGUAGCUCCCACACUGGAGGGAGGCACCAGGAUUGCAUACGGAGCCAGGGCACUGAACGAGGGAGGAUUACAGUCCAUCCCAAAGCUGACGUUCCCUGGAGGGCUGCUGAUCGGCUGCAGCCCCGGUUUCAUGAACGUGCCAAAGAUCAAAGGCACCCACACAGCCAUGAAGAGCGGCAUGCUGGCUGCUGAGGCCAUUUUCCCCAAAGUCACAGCCGAGGACCCGCAGUCAGAGACAGCAGGACUCCAUGUACCUGAAUACGCUGAGAGCUUGAAGAAUUCGUGGGUGUGGAAAGAGCUGCACGCAGUAAGAAACAUCAGGCCGUCCUUCCACAAUUACUUUGGCCUGUACGGUGGCAUGGUCUACACGGGAGUCUUCUACUGGAUCUUCAGAGGAAAAGAGCCGUGGACACUCAAACACUGUGGCCUUGACGCACACCAGCUGAAACCAGCCAAAGAUUGUACACCGAUUGAAUAUCCCAAGCCCGACGGCAAGAUAAGCUUUGACCUGCUCUCGUCUGUGGCCCUGAGCGGCACCAAUCACGAGGGGGACCAGCCCGCCCACCUGACCCUAAAGAACGACAGCAUCCCCGUCGAGAGGAACCUGGCCGUUUUCGAUGGGCCUGAGCAGCGUUUCUGCCCCGCAGGUGUCUAUGAGUAUGUUCCCCUGGAAACAGGAGAGGGGAUGCGAUUGCAGAUUAACGCACAGAACUGUGUCCACUGUAAGACCUGUGAUAUCAAGGACCCGAGCCAAAACAUCAACUGGGUGGUGCCUGAAGGCGGCGGAGGACCAGCCUACAAUGGAAUGUGAACAACUUGUUUUUUUAAAUCUUUCUUGUCUAGAAAAAUAACUGUAAAGUAUCACGCUUUCAGGUCUUGCAGUACUUGCCUGCGAUGGCAAAUGUGCCUAAGUAUGAAACAGAAAAUAACUAUUUAGCUGUUUUUAAGGUUAAAAAAAAUAAAAUCUGCAAAAAAGGAUAUUAGAAAUAAAAGUGCAUUUUGUCAUAGGAAUGAUUUGUUAAUUUAUACAGUGAGAUUUAAGUUUCAAAUGUAGCACAGGCUUUAUCGAACCAAUGCAAAAUUCAGGACCAUAUUAACUGAAGUUUAGUCACAAUUUGCAGUUUUUGCAUCACUACUGUUAAAUCGUAAAUAUGGGCAUUGAGAGGUCCAGUGUGUAGGAUUUAGGAUUUUUAAGUGUCAUAUAAUAUUUAAACAUUUUUAUUUGUGUAUGAACACCUGAAACUAAACACUCUUUUAUGCUCCUUUUAUGCAAAAAAAAACAGGUACAUCUGGCUCAAAUAUUGCAAAGGUCACUGCCUGCAUGAUGCCAUGUGUCCGUUAUGUUGCCAUAGAUACAGCCAAUACAUGGCACUAGAGGGCGGAGUCAAAAGUUUCACACAACAGUAAACAAGGCGACGGUGGAGGAGGUCGGAAUAUUGUACCUUGUAAUGGAAGCAGUUUUGUAGACAGCAGCGUUUUUUGCAGCCAUUACGAACAUUGCAACACGUGGAACAGAGAAUUCUUUUAACUAAUUUUGCGAUAUAUUAUGAAUAGAAUAUUGAUUAGUCCCAUUCUGCUAAACGGACAAACCAAACGAUGUUUCGUGCAUUCUGCAACCUCACCACUAGAUGUCACUGAAUCCUACACACUGAACGAGGGGUCGGCAGCCUUUACUAACUAAAGAGCCAUAUUUGGCCAAAAAAAGCAACAAAGAAA
Messenger RNA from Plectropomus leopardus (leopard coralgrouper), 2965 nucleotides. RefSeq names its product electron transfer flavoprotein dehydrogenase (gene etfdh). Gene Ontology annotation, biological process: electron transport chain. Gene Ontology annotation, molecular function: electron-transferring-flavoprotein dehydrogenase activity; iron-sulfur cluster binding. Gene Ontology annotation, cellular component: mitochondrial inner membrane. The record is from RefSeq and is a predicted model, not a curated record. Lineage: Eukaryota; Metazoa; Chordata; Actinopteri; Perciformes; Serranidae.